UUUGUUUUUCUUUUUUAGCCAACAACUUUAUGUCCUGUGACGGACUUUUAAUUCAUUUAGCUCAUUCUUAUAUUGAAUACUAUACUGAACUUCUCGGCGAACUCUUCUUGCGAUAUUUUUGUCCCUACAAACCAGCAGCAUAUCCUCCGGAUAAAAUACCUUCUAACAUGAACAUGAAAGAACCUGCAAAAUAUGCAAAUGAUAAAACCUUGCCAAGUACAUCAAUAAAUGAACAGAGACCAGAUGUCAAAAUGCGCAAAAUUCGACGUGUUGGAACUACUUGUUGGGACUACCAAGCUAAAGAAAAGGAUGAAUUGUCUUUCCGGCAUGGUUCUGUUGUGGAGAUUUUAAAUGAUGAAAGUUGUGAGGAUGGUUGGGUCAUGGCACGCAUUGAUAAAAAGAAGGGAAUGGUCCCUGGAAAUUAUGUCGUUUUGGUUGGCACUGGACCAAAUUUGAUCAAUUCUGAGGAUGUUAAACGCGGAGAUUUAUUAGCUUCUGGAGGGUUUGCUAAUGUAUUUAAAGGAUCUUUCAAAAAUCAGGAAGUUGCCUUAAAAAUACCCAAAUCGGGCACAGAGCAAAAUCGGGAAGAUUUGGAACGAGAAGCCUUAAUUCUUUCUAGAAUCAAACACGAAAAUAUAGUUGGAUUUUUUGGGUAUUCAUUAGAUCCUCUUUUAAUUGCUUUGGAGCUUUGUAGAGGUGGUGCUCUCAUUAAUUUAUAUAGACGAAUGGCUUCCUCUGAUAUUUUAACUGUUAUUUGUUGGGCAAAACAGGUCGCUAGUGCAAUUCAACAUCUUCAUUCAAGAGAUGAUCCUGUAAUUUAUGCUGAUUUGAAAGCUGAAAAUGUUUUGAUAAAAGAAAUUCCUUGUUUAUGUGGUUUAGAUGAUGAAAGUUGGAAAAUUGUGACCAAUUAUACAAAGAACAAUUCUUGUCGUAAAUGUAAAGGUUUAAGAAUUGAUUUGAUUACAUUAAAAAUAUCAGGUUAG
This is a messenger RNA of Meloidogyne enterolobii, 983 nucleotides long. The record is from the annotation of a GenBank genome assembly. NCBI's taxonomy places the organism in Eukaryota, Metazoa, Nematoda, Chromadorea, Rhabditida, Meloidogynidae.